AUGGAAGCACGGUUAGGUAAUACAAGUAUAGUGGGUGGGAGUGCCAAUAUCAAUGGAAGGGAAUCCACAGCUGCACAGGAUGAGCACAGCCUGAUCGUCGCGAAAAUCGUGGCUAUGGUCGUGCUUAUUGUUGUUACCAUCAUUUGCGGUGGUUUGCCGUACCUGUUGGAUCAUCGCUUUAAGUGGACUAAACGGGAUCCGGAAGACACGCGCUCCUCCACAGUUGUGCGUUGCCUGCUCUACUUUGGCGGCGGCGUGCUUGUCUGUACGGCAUUCCUCCACAUGCUGCCGGAAGUGAUCGAAGUGGUCGAGUUGUUGCAACGUUGUGGCACUCUGGCGAAGACACCAUUCGCACUGCCGGAAAUGCUCAUGUGCACGGGCUUCUUCCUCAUGUACCUGCUUGAACAAAUAAUGCACACAUUUGUGCAUCGUCAUCAAAAGAAACUGAGUCGCAAGGAGUCGUUAGCCAGUGCGGCGUUCGAGCGCGGCCAUAGCGGCCGUCGUAGUGCGUUGCAGAUUCCCCAGGAUAUCCAAAAAAGUAGCGGGCAACACCAAUCUGCCACUGCCGAAUUUGGAAAUGGGGAACAUUGCCAUUCGCACCUUCCCAUCGGAGCCAAGUCGGAGAGUGUGGGCUCAUCAGUUCGUGGGUUGGGUAUUAUAUUGGCGCUAUCGCUCCAUGAGCUCUUCGAGGGCAUGGCCAUUGGUUUGGAGAAUACCGUCGGCACGGUGUGGUUUAUGUUUGGAGCCGUUGCAGCACACAAACUCGUCUUGGCCUUUUGCGUGGGCAUGGAACUACUUGUGGCUCAAACGCGCACAGCUCUGGCAAUUAUUUACAUAAUCACAUUCUCUAUAAUGACGCCAAUUGGAAUAGGAAUUGGCAUAGCCAUUAGUAAUUCAGGGAGUGCGAAUAGUACAGAUGUUCCCUCAGGCAUACUGCAGGGUAUUGCCACCGGAACAAUUAUUUAUGUGGUGUUCUUCGAAAUUUUAACCGAAAACCAAAGUGGUUGGCGUUCAUACUUUUCCGCCCUGGCGGGCUUUAUUCUCAUGUUCGGACUACAAAUACUAUCGGACGAAGCAGAAGGCGAGGAUAGUGACUCAUGUUCCUAA
Molecule: messenger RNA, 1107 nt
Organism: Scaptodrosophila lebanonensis
Lineage: Eukaryota; Metazoa; Arthropoda; Insecta; Diptera; Drosophilidae
Gene: Zip42C.1
Product: zinc transporter ZIP3
Exons: 2
Coding region: 1-1107 (368 amino acids)
Biological process (GO): zinc ion transmembrane transport
Cellular component (GO): plasma membrane
Molecular function (GO): zinc ion transmembrane transporter activity
Source: RefSeq, a predicted model, not a curated record